GCGGAAGUGCGGCCUCCGUGCUGUCAAAGUUGUAGUGUUCCUCAGGGGUCGGUCCCGCGAACUCUGGUCCCGGUUUCUCUGGCUCUUGAGCGCGUCCCCCGCGAAGGGUGGGAGCGCAGGGACGGACGAGCGAGAUGAGCACCAUGUUUGCAGACACGCUCCUCAUCGUUUUCAUCUCCGUGUGCACCGCGCUGCUCGCCGAGGGCAUAACCUGGGUCCUCGUUUACAGGACCGACAAAUACAAGAGAUUGAAAGCGGAAGUGGAAAAACAAAGUAAAAAAUUAGAAAAGAAGAAGGAAACGAUAACAGAGUCAGCUGGUCGACAACAAAAAAAGAAGAUAGAGAGACAAGAAGAGAAACUAAAGAACAACAAUAGAGAUCUAUCUAUGGUACGAAUGAAAUCCAUGUUUGCGAUUGGUUUUUGUUUUACUGCCUUAAUGGGAAUGUUUAAUUCCAUAUUUGAUGGUAGAGUGGUGGCAAAGCUCCCCUUCACCCCUCUUUCUUACAUCCAAGGACUGUCUCAUCGAAACCUGCUGGGAGACGAUACCACAGACUGCUCUUUCAUCUUUCUGUAUAUUCUCUGUACUAUGUCAAUUCGACAAAACAUCCAGAAGAUUCUUGGCCUUGCCCCUUCACGAGCUGCCACCAAGCAGGCUGGUGGAUUUCUUGGUCCCCCGCCCCCAUCUGGGAAGUUUUCUUGAAGGAAAGCAGAAUUCUUUAUUUCCUGAUCAUAUUUUGCAGACCUUCACAUCAGACCGGCAAGGCAUCUGGCCACAUUCUAGCUUUGGGUUAUUUCUCAGCUGUGGAUAUGAACAAAAUGAGAUGAGAAUGGCACUUAGCUAUUGGGAUAGUGCUUUUGGUCACGGAUGACGUCUUUAAUAAGUGGACUCAUUGGUUAGAUUUGGGUGAUUUUUAUGUAACCACAAAUAUCUUUCUUCUUUCACUCAAGUAUUUUAAUGGACUGAACAAGCCUGUGUAUGUGCCAUGUACUAUAGAAGCAGAUUGUCCAUGAACAUUAGGAAACUAGGAGACAAAAAAAAGUAGUUUGUGUAACAACUUAGUUGGAAUUAUUUGUUGUGUUUUUAAAGCCAAAUAUGUCGCUUAUGGUUGACAAUGAGCCAAAUUUUCAGCUGUUUCAUUUAGAGAGAUGUUUGAUCUUUUGCACAUUUAAAAAAAUAUUUUCUGUAAUAUGAACAUAAGGGUAAGCAUUGGCCCAAAAGAGCUAAAAUAAAAUUUUGUCAUGUGUUCUUUUAUCAA
Molecule: messenger RNA, 1257 nt
Organism: Psammomys obesus (fat sand rat)
Lineage: Eukaryota; Metazoa; Chordata; Mammalia; Rodentia; Muridae
Gene: Tmco1
Product: transmembrane and coiled-coil domains 1
Exons: 7
Coding region: 135-701 (188 amino acids)
Biological process (GO): endoplasmic reticulum calcium ion homeostasis
Cellular component (GO): endoplasmic reticulum membrane; cytoplasm; endoplasmic reticulum
Molecular function (GO): calcium channel activity
Source: RefSeq, a predicted model, not a curated record